UUAAAAAACAACUUGCAAAUGAACGAAUGAAAUGUCGUGCCGCUGAAGAGACAGCAGCAAGGGCAAGAGCCAUGUUACAGUGUUCAUCUACAAAGCAGACACCGUUAAAGAGGAAGACCACUUCAGAUGGGAAGGAAACCAUUCCAGUUAAGAAAGCAAAGACGGAUCAAGAUAUCAUUCCAGAUCCAAAAGAGGAUGCAAUUUUGAUUCCUCCAAGUCCUCUUAAAAAACAAAAGAAACUGACAAAGAAAGCCAUUGUCUCUUUGGACCCUCUUCCAGUACAGAAAACUCAGACAGAUCGAGACAUUAUUCCAGGUGCAAAGGAGGAUAUGAUUUUGAGUCCUCCAAGUCCCCUUAAAAGACAAAAGAAACUGACAAAGAAAGCCAGUGACGUUAAGGAGCACGUUCCAGUGACGGAAGCUAAGACAGAUCAAGACAUAAAUCCAGGUCCAAUGGAGGAUAUAUAUUUGAGCGUAAGUUUAGACAAUAUCUUGUUUCAUAAUCAUAUUGUAAGCCGUCUCUCUUCUUGGUGA
This is a messenger RNA of Mercenaria mercenaria, 533 nucleotides long. RefSeq lists its product as uncharacterized. The record is from RefSeq and is a predicted model, not a curated record. The transcript is spliced from 7 exons. The coding region runs from base 27 to 533 and encodes 168 amino acids. Lineage: Eukaryota; Metazoa; Mollusca; Bivalvia; Venerida; Veneridae.